GGAGGUAGUGAAUCAGUGAAUGAGGGGCAGCGUGUCCUGGUUUGACCUGAGCUGCUGAAUCAGCACAGUCUCGGCAGAGGAGCCUGUUUUAGCCGACCUUUAACCACACAGCACGGAUCGCUAUAACGAUAGUAACACGCGGUGAAGGGUGAUGUGCCAUCAGCCACUGGGGGGCAGCUGUCCUCUGUCGCCUGCUCGUCCUCUAAAGCUUAUGGGAUAGGAGCGCGUGCCCUUUCCAGAACCCCACUGCAACCCCCACUGGAGUCAUUUGUGCCAAAGCAGAAGCGGGUUGGAGGAGCGGAGAUGGGCAGCCCGGGCUGUGAGGUGGGUCCAGCCGGGCCAGUGGAGCCGGCCCUGGAGGCUCUGUGUCCCGAGUGUGGCCAGAUCCACCGCAACUGGGAGAAUCACCUUUACAACUACCGUCUGGAGGUGGACGAUGACCUGGUGUGCCACAUCUGCCUGCAGCCCCUGGUCCAGCCGCUGGACACGCCGUGUGGCCACACCUUCUGCGCCCGCUGCCUGCGUAGCUUCCUGCAGGAGAGGGACUUCUGCCCGCUGGACAGGACGCGGCUCCAACUGCAGGCCUGCCGCAGGUCCAGCAUCCUGGUGCACAAGCUGCUGGACAAGCUCUCUGUGUCCUGUCCUUUAACACCAAUCUGCUCCCUCAGCAUGCCCCGCUGUGACCUGGAGGCGCACCUCAAACACAGGUGUCCUGGGACGCGAUGUCAGCAGACAAGUGUGGACGGUCCCCGCAGCGAGAGUGGGGACGAGCGAGCUAUGGCAAACACCCCUCCCAGGUCACCCCGCUCACCACAAACAGACCUGAGGGAGAACAGCCCCUCACCCCCCUGCAGGGUCCCCACGGCCUGCAGCAGCACGCCCAUGUGGACGGAUGACCCUGGCCUCGACAACCCUGCCUUUGAGGAGAGCACCGAGGAAGACAGCGUGGUGGGGUUGGAGUGUGUUGUGCCCAGGGUGAAGCGGCCUCUCAGUAAUCCCUGCAUCCACCUCCUCCGCUCUGUGAGCUCCGCCUCCUCUGGCUGGGACUGCCCUGAAUCACCGCCUCUCUCCGCUGAAGAGGGCUGUGUGAAGUUGCCGUCUCUUCCUGAAGGAGAGAUAACCACCAUAGAAGUCCACCGUGCCAACCCUUAUGUUGAGCUGGGAAUCAGCAUCGUCGGGGGAAACGAGACGCCUCUCAUUAACAUCGUGAUUCAAGAAGUGUACCGUGACGGCGUCAUUGCACGAGACGGGAGGCUGCUGGCCGGGGAUCAGAUACUACAGGUGAACAAUGUGGACAUCAGUAAUGUGCCCCACAGUUUUGCCCGCUCUACACUGGCACGCCCCUGCACGACUCUGCAGCUGACUGUACUUAGGGAGCGCCGCUGUGCCUCCCGGGCACCUCCCUCCUCUUCCUCCUCCACCCCGGCCGUGCCCCAUGCCCCCUGCUCCACCCCUGAGGGCACCCCCUCCAGCCCUGCCAGUCUGAGAAUCACCCUGCAUAAGCGGGACUCAUCAGAACAGCUGGGCAUCAAGCUGGUAAGGCGGACUGACGAGGCGGGGGUGUUUGUGUUGGACCUGUUGGAGGGAGGCCUGGCAGCCAAGGACGGCAGGCUGUGCAGUAAUGACCGCGUGCUGGCCGUCAAUGACCAGGACCUUCGCCAUGGCACCCCGGAACAGGCCGCACAGAUCAUACAGGCCAGCGGUGAGAGAGUCCAUCUGCUAAUUGGCCGACCCAGCAAGCCGACCCCUCCCCCACCACCAAAGUCCAGCUCCACCAGAGACCUCUACUGCCUUGAUCACUUCCUGCCCAACCACAGCUCUUCCCCGAGCCCUGUGCCCAUGCACCUCUCCCGCACCAGCACCCACAGAGACCUGUCCCAGUGUGUUACUUGCAAGGAGAAACAUAUCACUGUGAAGAAGGAGCCCCAUGAGUCUCUGGGCAUGACUGUCGCAGGGGGGCGGGGCAGCAAGAGCGGCGAGCUGCCAAUCUUUGUGACGAGUGUCCAACCACACGGCUGCUUGUCGAGGGACGGACGAAUCAAACGAGGUGACGUCCUGCUUAGUAUCAAUGGGCAGGACUUGACCUACCUGAGCCACAGUGAGGCCGUGGGCACCUUGAAGGCCAGUGCUGCCUCGCCCUCAGUGCAGCUAAGGACCCUGGAGGUCAGCAUGGUGGAAGAGCACGGCCACGACCAGCUGCUGCCUCACGCUCACGACAGCGAGUACGACGCCAGCUGGUCCCCCUCGUGGGUCAUGUGGCUGGGCCUGCCCAGCUACCUCCACAGUAGUCAUGAGAUUGUACUGCGAAGAAGCCACCCUGGCAGCUGGGGCUUCAGCAUCGUCGGGGGAUACGAGGAAAACCAUAGCAACCAGGCAUUCUUUAUAAAGACCAUCGUCCUUGGAACACCUGCGUACUACGAUGGCCGCCUGAAGUGCGGUGACAUGAUCGUAGCGGUCAACGGGCUGUCAACAGCAGGAAUGAGCCACUCGGCACUGGUGCCCAUGCUUAAGGAGCAGCGCAGCCGGGUGGCGCUCACUGUGGUCUCCUGGCCCGGCAGCCUGGCAUAGCCGGGCCGGAUCACAGUCAGGCUGAGCAAAGCUGCGCCGCACCAGACUGAAUCCAACCAGAAUGUUCUAUAUUGGGAACAGCCUUGGCCAAAGUGAACUGCUAUAUGCUACAUCGCUCCAUACUGGGCUUAUCCAGGACCAAAAACCAUUCAGAGCUGUUGUAGACCCAGCAGGACCCAACUGGGCUAAGCCUGUCCUGAUCAGGUGGGGACUGAUACAGAUCGUGCCACGUCACUCGACAGACUGCACUCAUACACACACACUGCUGUGUACAUAUGGUCAUGUUGUCUUCACUCCCACAGGGAGAGCAGUACUACUGUAACUGUAGCAGACUAUCUGGGCUGUAUUCACCUCACCGGGCUGUAGUAGAAUCCAGGGCUGCAAUCAGGUGGAUGCAACGUUAUAGGUUUAGAUAGAAUUACAUCGUAUUAAGACAGUCUGUGGUCCUCUGUCAUUUAGGAUAAUGAUUCUAAUCACUAAUCAUAAUUUUGUCUUCAGCGCCAAUGUUGCAUCCACCUGAACGAGCCCCAGGCCUUGUUAGAAACCUGCCGCACCCUGGGGGCUCUGCUGCCCUUAGGCUUCAUCACCAUGACAACCAGCUGUCCAAUCAGCUGGAGUUUUAUACAUGUGUGUGAAUGUGU
This is a messenger RNA of Myripristis murdjan (pinecone soldierfish), 3209 nucleotides long. It is a transcript of the gene lnx2a, whose product is annotated as ligand of numb-protein X 2a. Bases 304 to 2568 code for a protein of 754 amino acids. Lineage: Eukaryota; Metazoa; Chordata; Actinopteri; Holocentriformes; Holocentridae. The record is from RefSeq and is a predicted model, not a curated record. The transcript is spliced from 11 exons. Gene Ontology annotation, molecular function: protein binding; ubiquitin-protein transferase activity; metal ion binding.